GGGGACUUCCCUUGUCUCAGCCAAUCGCAGCUGCCCUGAGAGUGACGUCAGGUGCUCCGCCGCGAAAGUUUGAAAUUUGCAACGAAGGGCGCUGGGCGGCGGCGGCGGCGGGAUGGAGGAGCCGAGCGGAGGGGAGCAAGGCGGGCCUGCCUGCCCAGAGGCUGAACCGCGGAUGGCCGCUGAAGAAGCGGCGGCGGUGGCGACGGCGGCGGCAGAAGCGGCCGGGGAAGAGGAGAGGGAAGCUCGGCCAGAGCUGGAGCCGGAGCCGAAGGCGGAGCGAGAGGACAACCAGUUAACCGAAGCCGCCUUGCCGCCCGCACCGGUCGCCGGCAGCGCUCAGGAAUUCUCGGAAGAUCUUAAUUCCGACGAAGAGAAUGAGAGUAAGUGCAGCGAGGACAGCAGCUGCAGUGACUAUGGGAGCCACGACAGGCCCGGAACGACUUUGCAGAGGGUUGCGUCAGAUGGAAAAGCUCUCCUUCCAGACAUCUUCCAGACGAACAACCUCCUGUUCUAUGAGAGAUUCAAGACCUACCAGGAUUACAUGCUGGCUGACUGCAAGGCCUCAGAGGUGAAAGAAUUUACAGCGGAGUAUUUGGAAAAGGUCCUUGAACCCUCCGGAUGGCAAGCAAUCUGGUGCACUAAUGCGUUUGAAGUCUUAGUUGAGGUGGCCGAUGUAGACUACGCCUCCCUAAAAGCUGUGGUGCGGCUUUCCCAGCCUUUUCGGUGCAGGGUGCAAGUGGGGGGCUUCACCUCGGAGCAGGUGUGCGCUCUGUUGGAACUGAAGGACUACCAGCUGCCUCUGCAGGAAUUGUCCGUCGUGUUUGACGAAUCGGGAGAAUUUGACCAGACGGCCCUUGCAAUAGAGCAUGUCAGGUUUUUCUAUAAGCACAUUUGGCGCAGCUGGGAUGAAGAAGAUGAUGACGACUUUGAUUACUUUGUCCGAUGUGUGGAGCCUCGCCUGCGUUUGUAUUAUGACAUCGUUGAAGACCGUGUCUCGCCAACUCUGGUGUCAGACUACCACAACCGCCUCUCUCAGUGCGAGGAGCUGUAUGGCAAGUUCCAAGUCCUCAGGAACAGCCUCUUGGCCUGCGUUUCUGACUCUGAAAAGGACAACGUUUCUGUGGUGGAAGGGAUGAAACUCUACGACCAAAUCGAGCACUUGAAACAGAAGCUGAAAAUGAUUGAAAACCUUCUGUUCAGGUACGUCUUCGGUUAUAAGAAGCACGCUGGCCUCAAAGCAAAAGGACUCCGUUCCUCUAAUGCCACCCUCACCCACGUUGUCUGUUCUACAGUCCAGUCGAGUUUCUUGCAAUGCCUGUUCAGGGACAAACUUACUCCAGAACAUUUCAAUGAAGAAAUUGAAAUCCAGUUCCACAACGAUCCACAGUCUGCUUUGAAUGCUUGCUACGAAGGAGACAGAGUAAUAAUUUGUCCUGGCCAUUACAUUAUUGAAGGAGCAUUAUCUGUCGCUGAUUCUGUUACACUAGAAGGCUAUGGACUGCCGGAUGACAUCGUGAUAGAAAAGCAAGGGAAGGUACAUGCUUUUGUGGAAUGUGCUGGAAAGGAUGUGAAAAUUUCUAACUUGAAGCUUAUCCAACAUGAUGCAGUGAAAGGCAUUUUGAGUGUUCAUCAAGGAAGGACCACUCUGGAAAACUGUGUGUUGCAGUGUGAAACAACUGGAGUUGCCAUCCGGACAUCUGCCGAGCUCUUAAUGAAGAACUCUGACUUGUAUGGAUCUAAGGGUGCUGGGAUUGAAAUCUACCCAGGCAGCACCUGCACUUUGAUUGGGAAUGGGCUACACCAUUGUAAAGAAGGGAUCCUUAUCAAGAACUUUUUGGAUGACCAUUGUGAUGUUCCCAAGAUAACCAUGAAGAACAAUGUGAUACACAAUAAUGAAGGCUAUGGUGUGGUGCUGGUGAAACCUAAAGAGGCUACUGAGAUCGUGCCAGAAAGCAUGUCAGAGCAAACGAAAGAGAGUACGCCUGCUGACGCUGCCACCACUGAGAACUAUGCAGGUCUUCAUGAAUUGGGUAGCAGUGAAGGGGGCCUUUAUGGAAGAGACAAUGACGACGAUCACGGAGAAGGCAAUCUUCAGAUUUCAGAGGAGAUUUGGGCCACCUUGCUGAAGAAGAACCAGCUGUGCCAAAAGAGACGGAGCCAGCUGGGUAUCCCAGAGGCAGCCAGCCAGCUGUCUCAGGAGAUGUUCGUGUCCAUCAUGGGCAACCAGUUCAAGCGUAAUGGGAAGGGGUGUUUUGGAACUUUCCUUUACUGACUUUCUGAAUUGCAUUAUAAAGCCAACAAGAUCACCAGCAGCUAAGCACUGAUGCCUUCCAGAAUAGCUAAAACUCAAGAUCUUGACUCCUGUGUUUUUUUUUUUUGUUUAAUUUAAAUCUGGUUACACUCCCUGCUUUCCUGUGUUCCUCGUGUAUCCUUUUCAGCAGUGGUGUGUGUGUGUGUGCUUCACAGCAGUGAAAGUCAUAUGUUGCUUAGAGUGAGUCUUGAAGCCAUAACUUGAGAGUUGAAAGCUCUCCGAUUGAGUUUCCUGAAGAGAGAAGCUUCAUCCCUAUUGGGUUUGUGUAUCAAUUUAUUGUUACACUAUUUAUAUCUAAAAUCAAUCACCCCGUUUUAAAAAUGAAAUAAAGCUCUGUAUAUUUAAAGGGAGACUGUUGACACUGCCCUUGUACCUCGUGAUGCAGGUAACAUGAACGUUCGUUUUUUGAGCAAUGGCUGUGCGUCAUUUUCAGCUAUAUUGAGUAAACCUUUCUAUUUAGCAAAA
This is a messenger RNA of Crotalus tigris (Tiger rattlesnake), 2776 nucleotides long. It is a transcript of the gene SHCBP1, whose product is annotated as SHC binding and spindle associated 1. The record is from RefSeq and is a predicted model, not a curated record. The coding region runs from base 113 to 2272 and encodes 719 amino acids. The transcript has 13 exons. Lineage: Eukaryota; Metazoa; Chordata; Lepidosauria; Squamata; Viperidae. Gene Ontology annotation, biological process: fibroblast growth factor receptor signaling pathway.